Fusarium tjaetaba is the source of this 1839-nucleotide messenger RNA. RefSeq names its product saponin hydrolase precursor. NCBI's taxonomy places the organism in Eukaryota, Fungi, Ascomycota, Sordariomycetes, Hypocreales, Nectriaceae. The coding region runs from base 1 to 1839 and encodes 612 amino acids. The transcript has a single exon. The record is from RefSeq and is a predicted model, not a curated record.
AUGUCGACCGACAAAGCGCAACAUGCCCCACCAAUUCCAGAACCCAUCAGCCUUUCGACACUUCCCCUUCCACCAGUUGCACCCAGCAAUAAUAUCGGUGCUUGCACGCCAGAAGUGAAUCCAAACGGCACUGGAUGCAUGACUGCAGCGUCAAACCAGGACUUCCAAGCCGGUGGCUUUCUACCGGAUGGAAAGCAUGUUUUGGUCCACGUCACUUUUACAGGCGCUCCAUCAUCUCCAGACCCAUCCAGCGUUAACAAUGGUAGCCAGAUCAUUAUCGUCAAGACCAACGGCAAGGUAUUCCCUAGUGGAAGUCCAUGGAAGUGUCUCACUUGUGGAUUGGCGGAGCAAAACAUUAGAGGAUCAAGCCCAACAUACAGCUAUCCUCAGGCAUUUGGUGACGGAAAAAGAAUUCUCUUCGGUACGAACAUACUCGAUUGUGGAGAGCAUAACCUGGCUGAUGCGGCCUGUACACCGGAGCGCACCCGUGUUUAUCCCUUACGGUGGAAUACUAGCCCUGAUGGGACUGGGGAAGGAGGCGCGAUUAGGGAACUGCGUUUGCACCCCGACAACGUCCAUCUUGGGUUCAAUGCAUUCACAACUAACGGUCGAAAGAUCGGUCAGUACGCGUACCUCGGGAGAUUGAAACUCAACGCGAAGCCAAAAGUCGGCUUACCACUUGUUCCACGUUACGAUCUCGUCAAAGUCACCCGACUGUUCAACCCAGAAGCAGACCAACCUAUUGCAGCGCAUGGUAAACACAUCACCAUAAACCGAAACGCCAUAGCUGUAGGUGAGCUUCGUGGUUUCAGCGGUAGGGGAACUGAAGCUACGUACAUCGGCUAUCCGGCCGACUCCUCCAACAUUGAUGUCUUUGCUGUUCACUUGGAGACAGGCAAGGUGCGGCGACUUACAAGCCAUCCAGAAUACUGCGAUCCUAUUGCUAUCUCGCCUGAUGAUAAUUGGAUGGCAGUUUUAGAUACGCGGGGAACGGACCGUCAAAUGUGGCUCUCUGGCAUGAGACACAUUCCGCCCGUUACCGACCUGAUCAGUACGACAAUUACAUCCUCGACAAGAAACAACGGACAGAGACGAUUCUUCAGACCGUAUAUCUUGGAUCGUUAUGGUGAUCGUGGGGAAUACUUCGGCCAGAAGAUCAGUGGGGAAGGGGAAGGCGUUCCUGGUAGUGGCGAUUAUAAUGACCCCGAAUGGAAUGCAAUGGCUGACCCGAGAUGGUCUCCUGAUGGCACUCAGAUUGUUUACGCUGAAGCUCAAACGCUGCCUCCUGCGUGCGGAGGGAUCAACCCGCUUCCUUGCUAUGCGUCUAAGGAGCCGGGAGGCAGACGAGUACGUGUAGUCGUGGCAACUCUUGCAUCUCGGGAGCCCCUCGAUCUUCCUGCAGUGGAUGUCAUCUCGGAUGAGGUCCCCUGGGGGGUAAAGUACUCCCCAGGAGACAUUGAUCCACAACGUCCGGAGCCGACACCUGGAAACUACACACUGAUGGGGCUCAGUUGUGGAUAUGCCGAUGUCGAGAUCGUGGGGGGAGAUGAUGCGUGUAUCAGUGGGAUCAGUGUUGUCUAUCAUCACUUCUCAGAUGAUGGAACAACGUUCCUGUCAGGAUCAGAAACAGUUCGCACCACGUUUCCAUCCCUGACGCUCAGCCAUGUCGACUGGUAUUCUAACCUGACUCAAACUGGAAACUCGAAGAAUACAAAGAGGACAAGCCCAGAUGGCUUUCAUCUGACUAUUGACGUUUUGAGGAACAUAUUCCAGGCAAAUGGGACCAUGAACACCACGAUUGACGGCAAUCUCAAUACACAGCCUGCAAAUGGAACCUGA